AACUGAUGAUGUGUCGAGAAAAACAUUGUCACUUCCGCGUCUCCGUUGUGUUCAGCUGUGAUUGGAAGUGGAGUCACCUGAACUGCCCAUAGAGUUAUGGAACUAUAAGGGCUCAAAUUUAGUUAAUUCUACUUUAAACUAUCUCACGAGCUUGUAUUUUCAAGAGAGGUUAGAGUGUUAGCUACAACAUACGAGGCAAAGGCAGGAAAAGUCAGCUAGCAUUUUAGCUAGCCUCCUGGACUGGUGGUCUGUCAGUGGCUGCAGACUCACCCAUGGAAGAUGGAUCUCCUUUGUGAUAUAGUGCAAGCUUUGGUUGCAUUGGCAGCUCUAGGUCUGAUUGUGCUCCUCGUUGUAGCCCACGUAACUGCAAAGAUGGUGAACCUGACACGCCACGAGAAAGAGAAGUAUUUCCCUACAGCCACGGGAGAGAAGGAGAUUUUCCCAAGUCUGCAUGAUCCCCAGUCCAGGGAGCUGUCAGUGGUGAUACCGGCCUACAAUGAGGAGCUCCGAAUGCCUGUGAUGCUGGAUGAAGCUAUGGAGUACCUGGAAAACAGACAGAAAGAGCAUCCCUCUUUUACCUAUGAGGUCAUCGUGGUUGAUGAUGGCAGCAAAGACAAAACCACAGAGGUUGCUUUGAGGUACACCAGGAAGUACGGCGCAGAUAAAGUGCGAGUCCUGACGCUGGUGAAGAACAGGGGGAAAGGAGGCGCUGUGAGGAUGGGGACUAUGAGCUCCAGAGGGAAAGUCAUUCUGAUGGCAGAUGCUGAUGGAGCCACAAAGUUUUCUGACCUGGACAAAGUAGAGGCGGGACUUAAUGAGCUCAGCCCUAAACCGGAGAACAUGGGCAUUUCCUGUGGGUCCAGAGCUCACCUGGAGCAAGAGUCAGUAGCUCAGAGAUCCACGUUUCGUACCUUCCUGAUGUACGGCUUUCACUUCCUGGUGUGGUUCUUUUGUGUGCGGGGGAUCAAGGACACACAGUGUGGGUUCAAGCUUUUCACACGAGAGGCUGCGCUCAAGACCUUCUCGUCUCUCCACGUAGAGCGAUGGGCCUUUGAUGUGGAGCUCCUGUAUAUCGCCCAGUGCUUUAAAAUCCCCAUAGCAGAGGUGGCCGUCAACUGGACUGAAAUAGAAGGGUCUAAGCUGAUCCCGUUUUGGAGCUGGCUGCAGAUGGGAUCAGACCUCAUUUUCAUUCGCCUGCGCUACAUCACCGGAGCCUGGAAGCUGCAGUCAUCGCUAAAGACUGACUAGCCAAUCAGACGAGCCCCAUGUGUCAUAGCAGCAGCCAAUGACAGGGCAGUCAAGCCUUUUUAUAUGAGGUGGGAUUAACAACUGUGUCCAUCAAGUCACUGUAAUCAAGAGAAAAUUGCACUUCUUUCUCCUCUUCGAAUGUCCUCGGAUGUGAAGUAAUGACACAGUUGUGAGUUGUUUCGCCGUCCUGCCUUUGAAAAAAAAAAACUGAUCCGGGCUUGUGAUGGCGGAUGUUACGUGCACAUUUCUGUUUCAACGGUUACAGAAUGUGUGUAAAGGGGAACCUUGUGCUAAGUUACUCAAUGUUUAUUUUGUGGCCAAUCAGCUGUAAGUGAAAACAUGUAUAUAGAAAUGUGAAAGAUAUGAGAAUCAGUUUCAAUGAUUCUUACAGGUAGGAUGGAGAUCUGAAAAGGGAGGGGUUAUAUAUCUGAGAAAACAUGGCUUGGGUCACUUCAACCAAAAUAAAACAAUGUCAAUGAUUUAUGA
This is a messenger RNA of Notolabrus celidotus (New Zealand spotty), 1734 nucleotides long. It is a transcript of the gene alg5, whose product is annotated as ALG5 dolichyl-phosphate beta-glucosyltransferase. The record is from RefSeq and is a predicted model, not a curated record. The coding region runs from base 280 to 1248 and encodes 322 amino acids. Gene Ontology annotation, cellular component: endoplasmic reticulum membrane. Lineage: Eukaryota; Metazoa; Chordata; Actinopteri; Labriformes; Labridae. The transcript is spliced from 10 exons.